Aethina tumida (small hive beetle) is the source of this 972-nucleotide messenger RNA. RefSeq lists its product as uncharacterized. The transcript has 2 exons. The coding region runs from base 76 to 951 and encodes 291 amino acids. NCBI's taxonomy places the organism in Eukaryota, Metazoa, Arthropoda, Insecta, Coleoptera, Nitidulidae. The record is from RefSeq and is a predicted model, not a curated record.
GUUGUUGGUUAUGUUCACCAUAACCCCACAUUUUUAUGUACAAAUACAAUGUUUUUCUCAAUAAUGUGAUUAAACAUGAUCGAAAACGUGAAGGCUAAAGAAGGAUUAAAAGAAAUAUUCUCCAAAUUUGAAGAUGUAGACUUGUUUGCAUUGGCUGCUACAGUUACACAAGGCUUGUUAAAAAAGAAGUUAAAUAACAGAGAAGAUGCAGUUAAUGCAAUCUUAACUUAUUCAACAGAUUUGCACAGUCUAUUAAAACGGAGAAGCGUCACUAAAGAAAUAUUGUUUUCAUAUUUACAUGAUAAAAACAUCCCAGUUAAACUGCCUCUCACAAAAAUUGAUGUCAUAGAAAAAAUUACUGAAUAUUGGGAAGUUCCUAUGAUAAAAUUAGACUCUAAAACAUCAGAGGAAACUAUUGAAAACAUCUCAAAAACCCACUCAACAGAAAUAUGUGUUUCCAGAGAUGACCAUGGGAUAGACUCGUUAGCUGAACAUUUUGUCAAAUGGUUUUUUGGUAUGGUGAAUCAAAAGGAGGAGAUUUCAAGCCAUUUCUUCAAUGAUUCUCGCUGCAAAAUUACAUUUUAUGAUGUAAAUAUAGACUGCAAGGUAAUUGAGAAUAACCCACAAGAUAUUGGGUCCACCCUCUUAAGCUUGUCAGUCCAAAACAAACUGUUUUUUAACCCAAAUUUUACCUCAGAUGGAGUUCAAGGAAGAAUGGAUCCUCAUGGGUUAGUCAUGGUUCUAGUGUGUGGUACUCUACAUCAUAAUGAAAACUGUGUAGGUGUUUUUGAACAAGUUUUUGCCUUGGCAAGGGAUCCAUUUAGUGAGAACAACUGGAAGAUUAAAAGUACAGAACUAAAUUUGAGAGUGAAAAAUGUAGAUAAACCUCCAUGUCUGACCGAUAGUGACUUGACCAAUGAUGUCUUGUUAAGUUUGCCUAACACUGAAUAAAUAGAUUUAUGUUAUUAAUUA